This is a messenger RNA of Gregarina niphandrodes, 2895 nucleotides long. RefSeq lists its product as hypothetical. The transcript has a single exon. Lineage: Eukaryota; Apicomplexa; Conoidasida; Eugregarinorida; Gregarinidae. The record is from RefSeq and is a predicted model, not a curated record. The coding region runs from base 1 to 2895 and encodes 964 amino acids.
AUGGCGUCAGAGCAUCCACAUCCGGACGGGGCUGAGGACCCGGACGAGGAUUUGGCGAGGUACGCCUCGUUCCAUGAGGAGGGAAGCGCGUUUCGGCGGGUGGAUACGACGGCAUCUUCAACGCUGCCGCCGUUUCGAGAAACUUAUGCAGAUCUCAUGGACGAUUUCGGCUACGUCGGAAACGCCGUGGAAUUUGAAGGCUCCGAUGCCAACGAAUGGUGGGAGUGGGACACGGACGAAUGGACUGAAGCACCCUCCGAAUACGAGUGCUCCGAGGUCUCUCCGCAAACACCUGGCUUCGUUGUCGCAGACACUCCAACUGCUGUGGCGAUUGAUACCACGACCAACGCUCUCACCACACCGAGGCAAAUCACCAACCGAACAACGAGCGGCAGAGUGGCUGGCCUCAGUCCCGGUGGUGAUCAACUGGUGCCGAAACUGGCGACGCAGCUCUCUGGUCGGAUGGGUCGAAACGGGCUAAAUAGAAACGCCAGCCGACGGUCGUCACCAGGUUCUCACCCGCAGGUGAGUCCGAGAGGCUCACCAAGGACGACUCCCAGAGGUCUUUCAGGCGGGAUAGGUUCUCCCGGCCGAAGCGGGCCAAUUGACCCCGCAGGCACCCCUAGGCAUGAGACGCCGCGAGCCACCAUGACUAAAAUUCCACUUGUUGACUCGCCUCGAUCCGUGCCACCAGAACGGAAUGGCACAGGCCGUGAUGGUACGGGUCGGGAAGACACCACCACUCCCCAGACCGCGAGACGACCUCCACGUUCCGUGACCUCCAAGUUCAUUGAUACGCGGAGGCUUCUAGGACCGACUUGCCCGGAAGCGGAGGUGCCCGCAGACCACCGCGAUAGCAGUCGUACACGAAAACACGGUAUUGGAGAGGAUCAACACACGUCCACGGAUGCUGUGUCGCGGAGCAUUGAUCGGUCUCCAGGCCGAGUCCCGCGUUCAGCCAGGGCCGGACACAGUCCCGUUCGGAAUGGCUCCACUCACGGCGCUCGGUUCGUAGACGAAGAGGACCCGUCUGUCGCCGAACAUCAACCCCCCGCUACCCGUCGCAGACCCGCCACAGCCUCCCGAGCGAGUCGCGGCCGAGGAGAGAGUCACGGUCGAGGAGAGAGUCACGGUCGAAGAGAGAGUCACGGUCGAAUAGAGAGUCACGGUCGAGGGGAGAGUCACGGUCGAGGGGAGAGUCACGGUCGGGGGGAGAGUCGCGGCCAUCGCGAGAGUGACGGCCACCGAGAGAGUCGCGGCCAUCGCGAGAGUUCGAGCCGUCGAGAGAAGGACGAAGCUGCGUCGGGAACAAAAAGAACCCCCGUCGCCCACCGACAGCGCGUUAACAGUCAUCAUGGUGGGGGUCUGGAGAUCAACCGGGCAUCCGGGGGCGUGGCGCAUGGGCCGGGGAGUGGCAUUUCGCGCGUUAGUCACGGCUCAAGGGCGAGCCACGGCUCCAGAGCAAGUCACGGCUCCAGAGCAAGUCGUGGGGCCCGAUUGCGCUCCCGGUCGUCGGUGAGUGGCGUGUCGUCCAGCCGAUCCGGCUCACCGGAUCACAGACGCAGAGACCGGUCGAGGGGAGGCCGAAGACGUCGGCCAGAGGACCUUCAUUUGACGAUGGAGGGCUCUAGUGCUGCGCCUUCCAGCCUGGACCAUUCGAGCCUAGGCCAAUCGAGCCUAGGCCGAUCGAGCUUGGAUCGGGCAAGUCUUGGUUGGUCCUCCCGUCGGCGAAAUGCAUCGCCCGAUGGGGCCGGGCUUGGCGGUGCCAAAGACACGUUGGCUACUAGGCGAAAACGGUUCCAAAGUUCGCCUCAGGUCAUGAUCGUGGGACCAGGACAGUUUGGCAGCGGGUACGGACAGGACGAGGGGGCAGGAGGAGGAGAUUACGAGAACAGAAAGCACCGCGAGCAUCGCAGAAGGGCUGCUUCAACGUGGGACGUAAGAUCCAAACACGUCGAUGACCAUUCCGGCCUCCGCUAUGAUGGCCGUCCCGGUCUCCGAUACGAUGAUCGCCACGGUCUCCGAUGCCACGAGACUCUGACUACCGAUCGCGGGUCGCACGGUCGGCACUCGCAGGGUCGGCGAGACGGAGACGACCGCCACCGCAAAGCACCAGCCGACUCUCGUAGGGGAAGCAACUCUCGAAAGGGAAGCGACAGUUACCAGGAGUCCGUGACGGUGGUCUCAACCACCGUCAGCGGAUCCACGAUUGGUUCGGCUGCCCGAAACCAUAUGAAGUCCAGCGUUGUGUUUGCGAGCGAGGAAUCCGUAAAACCUGGGUUCAAGACGUCGCCCGUGAAACCGGCCCUAAAACGAGGGGCUUCCAAGUCGAAAACCGAAACGCCAAACAGCAUCAGCAGUAGCUUCCUUGGAGUGGGCUUCGCAAUUGACAGUUCUAGAGACAGCCACAGAGACAGUCACAGAGACAGCCACAGAGACAGUCAUAGACAAGACCCACGAGACAGUAUCGCUAGACCCGAGAGGACACCACGUGAGUCAGAGGCUCGGACGCGUGUGCCGGAGCUCUGCUUAACUAAGUCUGCCGCUGCGAUGUCGAACACAGAGCUGCAUGACUCCGACUCCGAUGACCACAUGUUCACCUACGAACCCCUACCAUCCCCGGUCUAUCGUCGAAACAAACUCGCUGCGGGAGCGAAGAACGCAGCGAAAAGCACAAUCGGCGGAGUGCAGCAUGGCAACCGCCUGGCCAAGAUGGUCACCCUGGAAAAGGUCAACAACGACCUCGGAGUUCUCGCGGCUGGUGACAACAGCUUCUCCAACGCUCUGCAAACCAAGCCGCUCAGCUUCCCCGCCGGAGGACUCAGAGCAGCCGCGUCCUCGCAUUUCGAGUCGUCGCAGUCAGCCACUGCGAGCUUUAUUUCCUCACGCAGUUGA